Messenger RNA from Dendrobium catenatum, 819 nucleotides. RefSeq lists its product as uncharacterized. The transcript has a single exon. Bases 1 to 819 code for a protein of 272 amino acids. NCBI's taxonomy places the organism in Eukaryota, Viridiplantae, Streptophyta, Magnoliopsida, Asparagales, Orchidaceae. The record is from RefSeq and is a predicted model, not a curated record.
AUGGCUUCCUCAAACCCGUGGGGGAAGAUAGCCAGUCCGAUUCAUGGUAAAAGCAAAGGUUUCUUCAACUUGGAAGGUGAUGCUCCUUCUAAAUCUCCUACUAGGUCUUUUAAAGAUGUUUUAUCAGGGGAUCCUCUGCAAGGUGAGAACGCGCCCAAAUUUACUCAGUCUGUGAUUAAUGGUGCUCCUGCUAUUCUCAUCUCUGAUGAGGACAUUCUUAAACUAGCGUCUCCUUUUAAAUUUACUUUAGUGGGGAAGUUUAAUCUUCGUAGACCAAAUCUUGAUAACAUCCGUUCUUUUUUCGCUAAUCUCAAGCUUUCUGGGUUUUACUCCAUCGGUCUUCUGGAUUCUCGUCAUGUUGCCAUUCAGUUGUCCAACGACAUGGAUUAUAGUCGCAUUUUUUCUAGACGUUCCUAUUUUAUUUGUAAUUGCCAAAUGAAAGUUUUAAAGUGGACACCUUUCUUUGAUAUUCAUGAGGAAUCUCCCAUUGUGCCUGUCUGGAUUUCCUUCCCAAAUUUACGCUUACAUUUUUUCAAUCCUCAAGUUUUACAUGCAUUAGGUUCUGUUUUUGGUAGACCAUUGCAAACUGAUCAAGCGACGGCUUCCAGGACGAGGCCGUCUGUUGCUCGGGUUCUUGUGGAAGUUGAUAUUUCAAAGAAGUUUGCAAAAGAAAUUUGGGUUGGAUCCAGGGAUUUUGGUUACAUGCAAAAGGUGGAGUUUGAAAAAGUGGCGGAUUUCUGUACCCAUUGUAAGAUGCAUGGUCAUGGGGCUGUAGAUUGCUUUAAACUUCAUCCUGAUUUAAAAAGCUCAGGCCAUUGA